GGCCGAGCCAAUUUAAGUUUACGCAAGACCUUAAUAGCCACGCUCUUUAGGCUGCUCCGGCUACAAUUAAAGCUUGCUCUUACAGCGUGUUUUUAUCAGUCAUGCCACCAAGGAAGUCGAAGAAAGCGAGCCUCCUGUCACUGAGGAAAACCGACGGCCAGCUGAGCAACGAACAGUGGGAUCAAAAAAAGCAAUUGUUUAUGCAACAAUUUGAAAAAGAAGCACAAGAAAGGAUUAACGAGAUGGAAGCGCAACUGGAGCAGAUUUUGGCGACUGUCGAUAGGGUAUUCAGGGUUGAAAUUAUGAAAAUGCCACCCCAGCUGCAACGCACGUUAAUAAAAGACCUGAUGAGCGAAGACGAUGUUCCCGCCGGCGAAGUUACUCUCGCAAUGCAGGUGAGGAUUCAGAAAUCCAUUGUGAAAUUUAAGACGGUGGUGCCAUCUUCUGGCAAAAUGCUGUGGGCCUCCACACAAUCCUCCACCAGCAGGUUCCUAAGCGCUUCCAAUCUAGUGGCCUGCGGUGGGGAUGAGAAGGCCGGUCAGCAGUUAGUAAGCCCCACUGCUACUAUAUUCACUUCUUACGGGCAGACCCUAUGCCUCUCAGAUGACGUUAAAAAUGACAUUAACGUGGAGAUGCUGGACGACACUGCAGUGCAUCAGAUGCAGAAGCUGAUGCAACUGAUGGACUACCUGUGCAACAAGUUUAGCGAGCAACAGCCAGCAAGUGGAUCGUGA
Messenger RNA from Megalops cyprinoides (Indo-Pacific tarpon), 734 nucleotides. RefSeq names its product cell division cycle associated 9 (gene cdca9). Gene Ontology annotation, biological process: mitotic sister chromatid segregation. Lineage: Eukaryota; Metazoa; Chordata; Actinopteri; Elopiformes; Megalopidae. Gene Ontology annotation, cellular component: chromosome passenger complex; chromosome, centromeric region; spindle midzone. The record is from RefSeq and is a predicted model, not a curated record. The transcript has 6 exons. The coding region runs from base 102 to 734 and encodes 210 amino acids.